Molecule: messenger RNA, 1383 nt
Organism: Xiphophorus maculatus (southern platyfish)
Lineage: Eukaryota; Metazoa; Chordata; Actinopteri; Cyprinodontiformes; Poeciliidae
Gene: tcf24
Product: transcription factor 24
Biological process (GO): regulation of transcription by RNA polymerase II; developmental process
Molecular function (GO): RNA polymerase II transcription regulatory region sequence-specific DNA binding; DNA-binding transcription factor activity, RNA polymerase II-specific; protein dimerization activity
Source: RefSeq, a predicted model, not a curated record
AGUUCCGCAAAGAUCAGGCUUCUCCGCUGUGAGGGAGUGCUAUAGGCGAUGGGCAGAGUGAUUAAUUACGCUGGAGAGAACCUGUGCCGCGUGUUUCCAAUAAAUUAGGAGCUCCGGGAACUUUUACGCACACAGGUGAGGAGUUGGAUGCGCGCAUUUUGAGGAUAUUGAGGAUACAGUUUGAGGAAGGACUGCGCAAUCAAAAGGCCAUUUCGGACUGUAUUCAUGACGUUUAUCAAAACAGCGCUUUGGAGAAAUACCAGAGAAAAUCCACCCACAGACAUACAGAUUUGUAAUACCCAUAUGGUUGGAAGUGAGGCGCUUCAAAUGGACGGUGGUAAUUGCUCCAGCUCGGUGGUGGAUGUGGAUGACAGCCCGGUCUCCAGUCCCGGCUCCAGCCCCAGUCCGGACGGCCGUCGUCGCGGUGAGCUGCACCGGCCCAGGGCGCUGCAGGCCGGCGCGCUCGGCGGCAGAGGACGCCCGGCGGCGGCCAACGCGGCGCGGGAGAGGAGCCGGGUGCAGACGCUGAGGAACGCGUUCUUGGAGCUCCAGAGGACUUUACCGUCGGUGCCGCCGGAUACCAAGCUGUCCAAACUCGACGUGUUGAUACUAGCCACCACCUAUAUUGCCCAUUUGACUCGAACACUGCAGGAGGAAGGCGCAGAUGAAGGAGAGAGCACAAAACAAACAGAAGCGUUACACUCACUGAAAGGUGAAGGCUACCUGCACCCUGUAAAGAAAUGGCCAAUGCGAUCCAGAUUGUACGUCGGAGCAACUGGGCAGUUCCUGAACAAUCCUUCCGACUCAGAGAAUCAAGGCCCGUCGUCCUCCUCCUCUUAAUAGGCCUACAUGAAUUUCAUGUAGCCAUGAAAGCGACAUGACAUUUGCAUGAGCUCCAAAAUAAAAAUAAAGAAAAAAAAAAAGAAAAACUGUCCUCCCACUGCAGCUCGAAGACGAUGUAAAUUAAUAUAUUGCGUGAAUUUUACUGUAUAUAACUGUCGAACAAAAUACGCAUGCAUGUUCUUGUUGUUAGUUUGUGUGUGCGCCAUGCAGCUCCACGCAUGUCCCGUGUCUGAUCUCUGCAGAAAUUCCGCGGAGCCCGUCAUGCUUGAGCGUGCACUUUGACUUGAGACAUUUGCACUAAAUGCAUGUGUGAAUAACUUAGCAUCUGUCAUGUGAAGUGGUCUGUCAGAGGGCCGACAAUGGAGGCUUUUUAUCUCGCGUUUCUUCUUUUUACAUGCAUGGUUGUAAAUGUGUGUUUUUGUGAAUAAAUUACAAAAGAAUGCAAGAAGAAAAGACUUCGAAGAAUUUAAGAAAAGCAGACUUGUACGAUUAAUCUUUCUUUCUUUCUCUUUUUUUUAAACAAAUGCUCUUUUUACAGCA